Symbiodinium natans is the source of this 783-nucleotide messenger RNA. The record is from the annotation of a GenBank genome assembly. Lineage: Eukaryota; Dinophyceae; Suessiales; Symbiodiniaceae.
AUGGCCAGUGCCCUGGUCACCGGUGGCAACCAGGGAAUCGGCUUUCACACUGCCAGGCUGCUAAUCGCAUCCCGGAAGUACAGCCGUGUCCUGAUCGCCUGCCGCAGAGAGGCAGCCGGCCGGGAUGCUGCGAAGGAGCUGGGCUGCGAGUUCGUGCAUCUGGAUGUGGGUGAUGCCACCAGCGUCUCGUCGCUGCCAGCCCGCCUGCAGACGUCGGGAGUUUCGAGACUGAACCUGCUGGUGAACAACGCGGGUGUCAUGUACGAUGGCUGGAGCCGAGAGAACUGGGAAAGGCAUUGGAGCACCAACGUUGCCGGCCAGGUGGAGCUGUUCAAUGCCUUGAAAUCCCACCUGGACACGCGCGCUUGCGUCGUGAACGUCUCCUCCGGCUGGGGCUGCAAGUCUGAGAUGCAGAACGUGGCCAUCGCAGACAAGGUGUGGGCCUGUGACUCCGUCGAGGAACUCCUUGACUUUGGAUCCAAGGUCUUCGGAGAGUGCAAGCAGUCGGGCUGGUUCGAGUUCUACAAAAUCUCCAAGUGCUUUCUGAAUCGAUGGACGGUGCUCCUGCAUGAGAAGGACCCUGACCUGAAGGCUCUGGGUGCCAGCGUCUACGCAGUUUGCCCAGGCUGGUGCCACACCAGCAUGGGUGACCGAGCUGGUGGCAUUCCGUCUCGCUCGGCCGAGGAGGGCGCGCAGAGCGUUGUGGCGGCCGCGUUGGGCAAGGUGCCUGCUGGAAGCCUCUCACGGGACGGAGAGCAGGUUGGUGGCAAGGGCAUAUGGUAG